CGAUAACUAAAAAAGUGACGGGAGUACAUAUAUAAUGCUUUGAGAGAGCAAAAGAAAAAAGAAAACAAAACUCUCGUUUAGCCGGACCCUCACCUCCGACAAAAAGACGGCCCCGGUAAACGACCGGCGCCAGCUUUUUUCCCUCCGUCGUCCCGCGCGACGGCGACGCGACUGCGUGCCUCCAACCGCAACACUCCAUUGCUACCGCAGCCACGGCCGCCGGCCCGGCCCGCCGCAGCCUUCGCCCGGUAACCGCGCUGAUCCCUUCACCCCUAAGUCACCUCUCCUCCGCUAUAUUUAACCGCCAAGAAAAAAAAAAAGAAGCCCUCCACUCCCGCUCCCACUCCCCGCCCCAGCCAGCCAGCCAAAGUUGCCGAACCCCAAGCUGAAAGCAGCCGCCAUUAUUGGCGUUGCACCACCAAAAGCAGCUGCUGCUGCCUGCUUUGCUGCUGAAAAGCUCCGGCGCCGGCCAGAUGGGUGCCGAGCGCGCGCGGCGCUGGAGGUUCCUUCCCUUCCGGUCGCUGUCUCUGCCACCGCCGGCAGCAUCCAAGCCCAAGAACAGGCCGCCGCCGGACGUCACUGUUCCUCCGCCCCCGGCGACGAAGGAGAAGGGAGAGGAGGAGGAGGGGGAGGUGCCGGCGGACUUCCUGUGCUGCCCCAUCCUCCGCACGCCGAUGGCGGACCCGGUCAUCCUGCCGUCGGGGAGGACGUACGAGCGCGCGUGCGUCCUGGCCUGCGCGGAGCUCGGCCUCUCUCUCGGCCCAGACGGAGUGGUGGCGGGCGACAGGGGCAGGGACACACAGGGCGGUGGCGUUGCCGCCGCCAUACCCAACGACGCGCUCCGGGCGGCCGUCCGGACGUGGUGCGCGCGCUCUGGUCGCGCGGCGCCCGUGUCGCCUUCGGGCGAGGAGGCGAGGGUAGCCGUGCUCCGCGCAGUGGCGGCGGGGACGCAGCCUCCGGCGAGGUCGUCGUCGUCGAACCUGUCGUGCUCAUCGGAGGGGGCUCCGGUCCCGGCGAGGUCGGCGUCGAACCUGUCGUGCUCGUCGGAGGGGGCGUACGCGGCGUCCACGUCGUCCUCGUCGUCGGGUAGGUCGUCGAGGGAGAUGGCGCCGGUCGAGGUGCAGGUGGCGGUGCGCGGGAAGGAGGCGGCGAAAGAGGAGCAAGACGAGCCCGUGCGUGUUGCUGACGCAGAGGAGGAGGCCGUGGCGAAGGCGGUGGAGGGCGGGGACGAGACGGAGGUGGAGGCGGCGAUGGCUGCACUGCGGCGGGCGACGCGGGAGGGCGCGGCGAGGCGGCGCGCGCUGUGCGGUCCGCGGCUGCUGGCGGCGCUCAGGCGCGUGCUGCUGUCCUCGCGCCACACCGCGUCGGCGCGCGCGGACGCCGCGGCGGCGCUGGCGAACCUCUCGCUGGAGCCGGAGAACCGGGUGCCCGUGGUCCGCGCGGGCGCGGUGCCGGCGCUCGUGGAGGUGCUGGCGUCCGCCGCCUCGCCGGCCGAAGCACGCGAGCACGCGGCGGGGGCGCUCUUCGGUCUCGCCCUCCACGAGGGAAACCGCGCAGCCAUCGGCGUGCUCGGGGCCCUGCCGCCGCUCCUCGCGGCGCUCGCGGACCGCGACCACGCCGCCCCGCGCGCGCGCCGCGACGCCGGGAUGGCGCUCUACCACCUCUCCUUCGCCGCCGUGAACCAGUGCAAGCUCGCGCGCGCCCCGGGCGCGUCCAGGACCCUCCUCUCCGUCGCGUGCGACGCCGCCGAGCAGGCGCCUAUCCGGAGGCUGGCGCUCAUGGUGCUCUGCAACGUGGCCGCCUGCGCGGAAGGCAGCGCCGCGCUCAUGGACGCGGGCGCCGUGGCGACGGCGUCCGCCAUCCUGUCGGAAGGAGGAGCGUGCAACGCGGAGCUGCAGGAAUGCUGCGUGGAGGCGUUGUACGCCAUGAGCAGGGGGAGCCCGCGGUUCCGGGGGCUCGCCAGAGCGGCCGGCGCGGACCGCCCACUCAUGCUCAUCGCCGAGCAGGCGAGCCCGGGCGUCGACAAGGAGGUGGUUGAGACGGUGCUGCGCACGAUGGGCCGUGACAGCAGCGACGACGACCACAUGUCCGGCCGCAGCAGUUUGCCUCACCGCCGCCGCGUGGCAAGCUGGAGCGCAACGCCUGCCGCGACACCACCAAGUUCUCAUCAAUGGCGAUCCGUGUGCAUUGAUUAAUUUAGGUCCAUCUGCUGGAUUCAAGCUUUUGUCAUCGGGUUGAAAAUCUUGCUGUGCUUUCUUCUUGGUCUGUCAUUUUGGAUGAGUGAAUUGGUGAAGAAAUCUACAAGACAGUUCUGCAGUUGAAUCCAGUACGGUUGUGUGCGUUUGUACUAUGAACUGCACUGUCACUUUUGUUCCUGUCAUGUUAGCCAAACUGUAUAUAGGUUGUUGCUUUGCUUGCAAAUUGUUGCCUUUUUGUAUGUCGAUUGCAUUACAUAUAGUAACUUUUUGCAAAUGAAGGAGCAAUGUGUUUGCUAA
Molecule: messenger RNA, 2495 nt
Organism: Sorghum bicolor (sorghum)
Lineage: Eukaryota; Viridiplantae; Streptophyta; Magnoliopsida; Poales; Poaceae
Product: U-box domain-containing protein 39
Exons: 1
Coding region: 474-2195 (573 amino acids)
Biological process (GO): protein ubiquitination
Cellular component (GO): nucleus; cytoplasm
Molecular function (GO): protein binding; ubiquitin-protein transferase activity
Source: RefSeq, a predicted model, not a curated record